AUGAAGGCCAAUCAAACGCCACUACCCCAGCUGAUACAAGCCGAGAAGCAGGCGGCUGAUAUAAUUUUCGAAGCUCGAAAACGCAAACGUUUACUUUUGAAUAGAGCCAAGAAUGUAGCAGUUAAAGAAGUGGAAACUUAUCAUGGCGAACGUGAGGUUAUACUAAAUGCACUUAAUGAAAGUGUACAAGAAUCCAUUGGGAUAACACAGCGUAGAGUCGAGCAAGCAACAAAGGAAAAAAUUGCUAAAAUUGAUGCGCAAGUGGAAACAAAUCGUGAAGCUGUGGUCAAAAUGAUAUUGAAAUUGAUGAACGAUUUUGUGCCGGAAGUGCAUAGAAAUUAUCUAUUUUUAAAGGAUCAAAAGCAAAAGUAG
Molecule: messenger RNA, 372 nt
Organism: Ceratitis capitata (Mediterranean fruit fly)
Lineage: Eukaryota; Metazoa; Arthropoda; Insecta; Diptera; Tephritidae
Product: V-type proton ATPase subunit G 1
Exons: 1
Coding region: 1-372 (123 amino acids)
Biological process (GO): proton transmembrane transport
Cellular component (GO): vacuolar proton-transporting V-type ATPase complex
Molecular function (GO): proton-transporting ATPase activity, rotational mechanism
Source: RefSeq, a predicted model, not a curated record